Molecule: messenger RNA, 1311 nt
Organism: Paraphaeosphaeria sporulosa
Lineage: Eukaryota; Fungi; Ascomycota; Dothideomycetes; Pleosporales; Didymosphaeriaceae
Exons: 2
Coding region: 1-1311 (436 amino acids)
Source: RefSeq, a predicted model, not a curated record
AUGGCUUCCCAGACAGAAAACACUGAUACGACAUAUGUUCUCGAUUUGUUGUGCGACGACGAUUCUUGUAGCCUAACUACCCUCAUAAAUGAUGUCCGCUUUCACAUAAUUGUCGAACCCGAAGAGCUUCGAAAGAACUCUGACAAAACCUUCUACUACGAUUACCUUGACAAGAUAUCCGGCCUUCGUGAGGCCGAACAACGCGAGGAGGAAGAGCUGGAGAUACGAGAGUCACAGGGCAAGACGAAAAGGGCGCGCGACAAAGACAGCGCUGUUGCGCUGGACGAUAAUGAAGAAGGGGACGAUGGCGAUCAAUGUUUUGGGGAUGCGGUUGUAGAACUACGUAAUUGGAUUCUGGGUGCUUUUAAAGACAUCGCCGCAGUCCAUGCACCAGCCGACCGAACACCAGAGGAGUCAACCCUACAUGACUGGUACCACGGGCCGACCUACUUCUACAAGCUAAAAGUAUCGCAGGGAUGCAUCGAGCCUCAGCUGCUUGAAGAAAACAAAGCCAUGACGAAGAAGAUUGAGAAGCUCGUUCCCCGCUUAGCUCUACCGAGAUACAUACAGAAGAUGACUCUACCGUGGCUUAAUGCAAAAGAUCUCGUCGUCAAGAGCGAGACCGCAUCGCCGGAGCCCGCACAUCCCGGCGAAGUCGUGACCAAGGAUGGCAAAAGAUUGUUCUUUAAACCGGUCGAUAGUAUCCAGCCAGAUUCCUUCAAGCGAGAAAUCAAACACCUGAAACAGCUCGAAGAGCUCGACCUGGAUAUCAAAGUGCCGCAACUUUACGGCUUAGUUGCGUUCCAAAACAGCAAGACCGAGGUCAUGGGCUUGCUUCUCUCCGUAAUCAAAGGAGCCACGCCGCUCACGCACCUCUUCGAUCAGAGCGUCGAUCCAUCACUGCGGAAGUGCUGGAGCGACAAGGUUGAAUCUUACGUUGCACAGCUUCACGAGCAUGACAUAAUUUGGGGAGAUGCGAAAGCAGACAAUUUCAUGGUCGACAAGAAUGAUGAGCUAUGGAUCAUUGACUUUGGGGGAAGUUAUACAGAAGGAUGGGUCGACCCGGAACUGAAAGAAACCAUUGAGGGUGAUGACAUGGGAGUGGAAAAGAUCCAGAACGCGCUUGAGGACCCAGAGUCCAACACCUUCGAUCCGACGAAUAGCAGCACCAUCAGACCAUCACAUGCACGAUCCUCUUCGUCACUCUUCGUCACAGAGAAGCCCCGAACCGAUUCGAAGCGCAAACACGAUGGAGAGCAGAACGGGCACGACAACGACACGUACAAAAAGCGCUCACUCAAAGCUAGUUAG